Bombyx mori (domestic silkworm) is the source of this 13760-nucleotide messenger RNA. It is a transcript of the gene REPTOR-BP, whose product is annotated as REPTOR-binding partner. Lineage: Eukaryota; Metazoa; Arthropoda; Insecta; Lepidoptera; Bombycidae. The record is from RefSeq and is a predicted model, not a curated record. The coding region runs from base 1350 to 1742 and encodes 130 amino acids. Gene Ontology annotation, cellular component: nucleus. Gene Ontology annotation, molecular function: DNA-binding transcription factor activity. Gene Ontology annotation, biological process: regulation of DNA-templated transcription. The transcript is spliced from 5 exons.
CCGGUUACAGUGCUCCACCGACCGUCUGUGCGUACGCUCCGUCCUGACGGUACGCAUUAACCGAUCGUCAGUUUGCUUCAUUCAGUGCUCUCCUGACCAACAAUCUGACCGGAUUGGUAUAGUCGGUACGCAAAAGGGAAACGUUUGCAAAUAGUUUAAUUUCUGCUUAUUAUUUUCGAAAACGUUUAAGGAACGUUCAAAUUUUUUUAAUUACAUAUUUCAGAAUGACGAUCAAUUUUUGAUGAAUUAUCAGCACAUACUUCUUGCCAGGUCUUUAACUUGGCAUCACGAUCUUUAUAUAACACGUGGCCUUUGUCCCAGAGCGGUUCACGAAGACGAACUUCGGUGAUUAGGCGCUCGGUGUCGAUAUAUUUGGCCAUAUUCAAUACGAAAUCGCUUUUUUUGAUGAUGAUACACACAUCCGUACGGUCGGUCCAUCGAUCCGUGCAGCACAGAACGCGUUCAUUUGUUUCCAUAGCGCGUCGGUCGACCGACGGCACGCAUGCGGACGCGCUAGACCGACGGUCCUCGUACGCAAUGCGUAGCAAUAUGCGCGUGCGUACGGUCAGUCCAGCACUGUAAUGAUUUAUGAAUUUUCAUAUAAACGACAAGCGCGACUGACGUACGCACAGACGGUCGGUGGAGCACUGUAACCGGCCUAAUGAUUUAUGAAUUUUCAUAUAAACGACAAGCGCGACUGACGUACGCACAGACGGUCGGUGGAGCACUGUAACCGGCCUUAGUUCCCUCCUUAAACGCGAUUACGGCGCAACGCACACACGCGCAUCGUUGUAUUGCAGGCGCUGUUACCGAGUGCAGCCAAACGAUAAGGUCAUUCUGUGCUAAGGUGGGGGACUGUACUACAAUGAACUGUAUUGCGACAUAUCUUUUGCCUUCACAGUCUGCGUUUACAUCGUAAUUCUAACACAGGACGGCGUAUUAUAAACAAGUCGCUUCGAAAAGAAAUAAUAUUAUUAAAAGCUUUUAUUUAAAAGAGAAUUGGACGCGGUCGUUCCCACUGCGCAACGCGUCGCCGCGCGCACUCUCAGUUUGUGUCUGUAAGUUACGCCAGGCGCCAGUGCUGCCCGAAAUCUACGAUAAAACCCACAAAACGUUAGAAUUGAUACUAAUUGCGCCGCACCAAACGGCGGUUGCGACGCAGUACCUACGGCCCGCAUCAGCCGGUAUCUAGUCUGCAACCGAAUUGUUUUGCUGCGUAUCAUAAAUUAACAUAAAAAUACGUGCAGUGUGCAACUAUGUUGUAAGGAAAUACUUUAUUUACGUUUGUUCUCAUUGUACAUAAUUAUUGUGUGUAAGGUCAUGGUGUUUCUCAGCAAAAUUGAGGCAGUAUGGAAUCGCUGCGCAAUUUAGAGGAGUCCCUGGGUGGAGGGGUAUACGGGUCAGUGGGUGCGUCGGGCGCGGAGGGUGGGGAGAGACGUGAGGGAGGCAAGCGGGGACGCAGGCCCGGUAGGAAGGCACAACUGGACAAACAGGACAUGAAGGCUAAAUUGGAACGCAGCCGACAGUCGGCUCGCGAAUGUCGCGCCCGUAAGAAGCUCAGAUACCAAUAUCUGGAGGAGCUGGUGGCUGACAGGGAGCGAUCCGUUUUGGCGCUCCGGAAAGAACUUGACAAGUACUACAAAUGGAAUAUGGAAUUGGAUCAAGGUCGGAUGCCCGAGGGGCUGGAGGCGGUACUCCAAGAGAUCGGAGCCGUAAAACAGGAGGAAACAAAACCGUUUUAAAUCUUCUUAUUUAUUUUUAAAUCUCAUAACCAAUUCUUAGUGAUUAUAAUUGAUAAAUUAGUAUUUUGUACUUGUAAGCUGUAGAAAUUCAUACACUAUUUUUAGAAUUGAAAAAAAAAACAAUUUUACUUCAAAAAAUAUGUAAUCGAUGUUUAGAUUAAACGUAUUUAGAAUGACGUCAUUUACUCUUAAACGCGAACCGGUCACAAAUUAAAACAAUAUGAAAAUUAAUGAAAUGAUUUUAGAUUAAUUUUUUCAAGUAUGGUCAUCUCUUGCGUUGCAUUUGAUUUCCUUGUAAAGUUCCUUGAAGAUUCGAAAAAUCGGCAUUGUCCAUGCGCCAUCAGACUUUCCUUUUUUAAAUUCUUUUCUAUUUUUUUAACAUGGUAAUAAAUAAAUACAAAAAUCGUUAGGUUGCAAAAUCUGUGACUGGUUCCUUUUUGUAUGAUCGUAUCCAUUACACAUAAAGUAUCUUUUGAAUGUUCUUAAUUUAAGAAUGUAAAUAUUUUGUUCAAUACCAAGAAUUUGUUUUUCUUCUACUCUUCCGUGAGGUAUGUGAUAAGUUUCAAAAUUAAUAUUCGAUAUUAAUAUGAAUGUGCUUUAAAUUAGCCGUUUACGGAUAGGCAGUAUUUUAAUGUUUUUAGUCUCUUAAGACGUAAGUUAGGGGUAACUGGCUCUCAAAGUUUGAUCGCAGCUUGCGUUCGAUAUAUAGAUUGAAUUCGUUCAGGAAAUAUGGGGGAGAGGCCUAAGUUCACCAGGAUUCCAUCCCAUGCGAAGCUAUAACAACAUACAAUAAAAUGUAGUUCCUAUAACGUAUAUUGUUUCAAUAAAAAUAAUCGAUCGAAACAUUCCUCCCAUCGUAAUAAUUCAAUAGAAAACGAAUCUCAAAGGUCAAAAAUCUCAUCUACUUUUUUGGUUGGAAAAAAAACAAAUUUGGAUACCACAUGCUAUUUUUAGUGAAAAACAAACGUUAUAGGAAUUGCAUUAACGCACGUGACUCGUACAUUGAUGCGUCAAGGUUCAGUGAAAUAAAUUAUUUAUGAUCAUCAAUAGAGUUUUGGCCCCAAUUUGACUACCGCUGAACUUCACAAUUGCUUACUGCGCUCUGAAUAUGGUUUUCGGUAUGUACGUGUUUCUCUAUCCCUUUCUAAUGUGAGCGUUAGAAGAGGACGACAAUAAUGUCGCGAUCCCACGCGAGACCGACGUGACGGCAUGCGUCGAAAACUGCAUUCAGUAAAAUAUGCGCUUAUUCGCGUCGUAUAAACCGAUUGACAUAAAAUCACAUUUUAAAGAAGACGCCAUUUUGAAUGAAAGAAAUGACGAAUUCGAAUAAUAAACAUGGCCGCCAUUUUACAAACAAGAUCUGUUUGAAGUCACGUACGAUUGUAAAAUAAAUGAGGGAUUUUUGUGAAUUUAGUAGUUUAUAAAGUAUAUUAAAAAAAAAAAACUUGUAAGCUAUAUCACCAAUGUCGACACGUCACCAGGGAUACUAUUGAAGUAGUUUCGUGCUAAAUGAAAAUAUUACCUUAUGUCUAUAUAGUAAAGGUGAUUAAUUAAUAACUUAUAAUUAGUAAUACAUAAUUAAAAAUGUUUUAGCGUCGUCAUAGAUGAGAUACUCGUCAAGUGAGUGAUAAAAUCAUAGUUAUUGAGUUUAAAUAGUAAUUUAGCAUUAGAUUUUAAUUCGGUUUUGUUGGGAUUUGUUAGCUGUAAACAAUAUUUAAAAAAAACGAUAAACAAAUCUAGGGUCUGUCAUAAUCUACACAUAAUAUAUAAUGUAAUUACAGUACAAUAAUACCUCUGCGCGUUUUCUUUUGGAAACAGACGAAUGGUCAAUUUAAUGAUUUUUAACAGGUUAAUUUUUUAUUUACAAUAUUUGUAACUUUGAAUGAAUCAACCAGCUGUGGAUGAAACACUAAUAAAUGAAUUUUGAAAGUGGAUAACUAAAGGAGUUAAAGUUUUUUUUUAAAUCUUGAAAUGAGUCGACUAUUAUCAAAGGCGGCAAUCUGACUUUUGGACAAUGAUUGGUAAAUCAGAAAAACGAAUUAUUGACUUUGUAUUCCAUUGGCAGUCACAAAACUCUUCGGAACGACAUCUUAGAUAAAUAACAGGUUAACUAUUAACUUUUAUUUAAUGCAGGUUUUGAACCGUAUUCUUUGAAGGAGACGAUUAUAUUCAAAUAAAUCUGUAUUGACUUAUCAAUAAAAAUGUUUUGUCCAAAUGCACAGAUUGCCACCUUUGAUAAUAGACGACUCAAAUACGCUAAUGUAACUGCGGAAGCUUUGUUAACUUUGUCUAUUGUCUCUGUGGCUGGAAAAGUCUAGAAAUUCUCCACAGCUAACAGGUCUCAUUCAAUUAAAAUAGACUUAUGUAACUUUUAGAUGUUUUCAAUAAUUUUGAUUCCUGAAUGUUGUGCUAGGCAUUUUCGGUAUACACAUAAGACAUUGUCAUGGCGCAAUAUUAAUUCAUAAGCAUAUUCUUCUUUAGGAAAUAAGUGCGAUGUGAUAUUUAUUUUUCUUAUACUUUAGUAAAAAAUUCACGGAUUUUCGAUUAGAUUUACAUUAAAUAUUGUUUAAAAUAUACAUUGUAACGUUCUUAACGAUAUGCCAACAUCAAAGAGUUACAAUAAUUGAGUUUUUGGUGCAAAUAAGACAGUCGGAAGUGACGUCAUGUACAUAGACAGUUAUUUGGACCAAUCAGAUUAGAAACUUCAUAGUUUAUGUAUUAGUUCUGAUUUCGUUUAUAUAAUAUAUUUUUUUGUACAUUCUAUAUUUUUUUUAUUAUCAAUAAUAUGGGGCUACGUUUCUUAAUCAAUAUGAUAAGCGUUUAUAUUUUUUAAUUUUUUAAUAUAAAAUAUAAUUUUUAUGCAGCCGGUGUUAAUUAUAUAUUACGUCGAAUGUUAUUUUUAAGUUUGAUUUCAAUUGCUUCCUGCGUUCAAUUAUUAGAAUUUUAUAAUUUUUAUUGUUAUGAUUUUUUGUAACGUCAUCGAGGGUGAGUUUUUUUCCUUUCGUAUUUAUAACUUUUAUAUUGUUUAAGAGAUAGUGUUAAAAAAACGUUUGUAAAAUAUAUAAUAUAUGCAGGAUAAAUGAAAAAAACUAUGUAGUAGGUAUGUCAAUAGACUUUAAGGUAGUAUUUAAGUAUUUGAUUCCUAAAAAGCACUCUUUAAUUUAGAGAUGAAAGUAAAAAUUUUUAUGUGCCUCUUUCGCGUUUGGGGACCAGUUUUUUUUUUGAAACUGCUGUUAUUUCAGUACUCAGCAAACCUUCAUCACACACAGUAUAAUGUUACAGAAACAUCUGAAUCAAAGAAGUCGUUUUAGAUGAAAAUAAACUUGAGUGGUUUUCGGACAUUUGAAGUUAUUUUGGUAAUCGCGGAUAUCUGACAUUUAUAUUUGAAAAAAAAAUGGAAUCGGAAAAUAAAAAUAAAAAAUAGUCACACGAAUGUUUGUCCGAUGUAGGAAUCGAACUCGCACCCCUCGAUCUGACAGCCAAGAGCGCUAACUUCUGCGCCACAGUGUCGUUCACUAUUGCGCAGUUCUCUUAGCUCAAACAUUCUAGACAUUUGUGAUUACGCCUUAAUAAUACAUUUAUGUUGUCCCACUGUGCGCGUUAUCGGAUAACAAAAUACAAUAGAACGUAAAUAUCUCUUUAAUUCUUCUAAAGAUUCCUUUUUUAACCUCUGACUAAUCAAUUACUGAAAGGCACAUCAAGUGAUCUAUUGAAAUAGAAAAUAACACAGAGCCCUUUCCAGAAUUAACAUUGAAAAACGUUGAUGCUGAAAGGGCUACAGGCAAAAUAUUUAGUCACUUACGUAAACUGAAACUAUGUCGUGAAAUUACUUUAAAAACUGAUGUAACCAAACUCGACUAGGGCACGCUAAUACAAUUAGAUUUUAAAGAAAAAAUAUAUAUUCAAGGUAACUUGUACAUAAGAGUGGUUUAUGUUAUAUAUUAUAUUGCAUAAGGUUGAAAAGUAGAUUGUAUAUUAACAUAAGAUUAAAAAGUAGCUUUUAUCAUAGCCGUUAAGCUUUAAGGAAAAAUUCCAUACGAAAUGGUAUUAGAUGGUUAAGAAUGUAUUGAAUAUUAUUUUUAUUGCAUUAUUAUUAUUUUUUCUUUAGCCUUAAGUGAUUGCGUUAGCGUGAGGUGAAAAGGUAUAGGUAUAGUAUAUUUCUUUGAUUUACACGUUGCAAGACACUACGUUCAUUCUAAGCUUAAAGGUAAUUCGUUUGUGAACGGUUUUUUUUAAUUUUAAUGUUAUCGCGAUACGUAGACACAGUUAUCUUUAAGUUUUAACGUUUUUAAUGUUUAACUCUUAAACCAAGAGGUUAAAAUCUCAAAACAAAGUUUAAUUCAGUGAAAUAAUGGAUAUGAUUACGCAAUUACAUUUAAAAAUAUUCCGUUAAAUAGUUUUUGAUUUGGAGAUUUUAAAGAUUUUUCAAAUUUUUACUUUUGCCUUAAAACCUUACGUCUUUUGUGCGUGCCUAUGUCGGCAAUCCGCCUUAGUUUAAGUUUCAGUCGUUUUGUAAGUUAUUAUAAAAAAUAGUUACUUAAAUUUAAAUUUGUUAAUUUUAAUUUAAGUUUAUGUAUUCCGUUUUUCUUCUAAUAUUUCGCAUAUUUAACAUAGUUGAUUCUCUUUGGAUAUACGUAUUAGAUUUAUUAUAAUAUGGGAACCAGAGAUUUUUUUUUUGUUACAAUAUUUCCUUUAGGAAAAGCAAGGGGAUCUAAGCCCAUACAGCCUUGUCUGUUCUAUAUAAGGAACCAGAGAGAACAUGUAUGUAUUAGUUAAGGCAGAUCAAAAUAUUCUUAUUAUAAUAGUAAACUUCAAAUGUGACGUUUCGUAUUCCUGCGUAAAUUUAAAGUAACAUAUUAAAUAUGCAAAUAAAAAGAUUAUAUAAGGCAUAAUUUCCACAGAAUUAUCACAGAGCAGUAAUUUGUAAACUGACAGUAAAACAUCACAUACUAAAUUGCACACCGUAUUUAUAUUUCAAGUCGAUUUGCAUUAAAUAGUCUUGCAAGGCGGAACACUGUUGAAUCAGUCACAAAACAAGGUUGAAAGCGUUUGUUCUUCAUUAUGGAGUUCAUAUUGACGUCACCAUUAUUGAAAGAGAGAGAGAGAUUCAUGAAGAAAGUGGAGGAUUACUGAGUUGCAUUCAACUACUAUGUUUUGCUAGUGCUAACCAACUGGCAGUACUUAAUAUCUCAUAUAGAAACGAUUUAGUCAUUUUUAUGUGUAUAAUGAAAAAUUACAAGCUAUUUAUUGGUCCUAUGAUAAACGUCUGACGCGAUGACCAGAUGAGUGACGAGCAGGUCUUGUAUUUUUGGGGUGAUUAGCCUUAACGUCCCAACUGAAUUGAUUUUUACGUUAGAAAAAACUAAUAUAAGCAAUAAAAGCGAAAGAGAAAUUUGAACCGUCUGGAAUCGUCCCUAGUCACCACAAUAAUAAUAAAAACGCGAUCUCAAAUAUACUAUACUUCCAAAUCAUUCGCGGGAAUUACUGGAUAUUUCUAAUUGUAAAAAUAAUAAAUUUUCUCUUAAAAUUCUCAAACUAAUCUGGUUCUCAUAUUCUCUUAUAUUAUAUAUAUGUAGCAGUAUAUGUUAGUUAUAAGAUAAAGGGCGCAUAAAUAGUAAAAUUGUUUGAAUAUAUCCUAUUUCUGCGCCCUCCAUAGAAGCUUAUUGCAUUUUAUGUUCCAAACUUACAAAAAUUUCAUGGCGAUUUCUGUCAGAAAUAUUGCAAUUUGUGAAAAGAUUUGCGAGUAACAAAUGUCUAUGAUAUAAAAGGCUGUCACUAAGAGAAUAAUUCAAUAUACAUGUAUCAAUUGGUGGAUGUAAAAUGCAAUAAAAGUUUCUAGACACAAAAAUACUUCAUACAACCUAAUGGGAAACCACCUCACUAAACUAAAACUAGUUUAUAAUAAUUGAUAAUAAAAUUAGUUUUAAGGUAGAAUCUAAGAAAAAAAAUUGUAUAUUAAAAAUGAGCGCUGCACGUAUCAGAUAUCAUUGUAGAAAAAUAUUAAUAUCUAAUACUUAAGAAUAAUAUUUUUGGACUGUUAAAAACGUAGCUUUUAUAAAAAAAAAACAUAAAAAUAUAUAUAAAAAACGUUUUUUCUAAUAAUACAGUGGACGUAGAUGUAACUUUGUAAUUUAUGACACAACGUCGGAAUAUACUAGGCGGCAAGUUUAUAUACUAACUUCUAAUCAUUCUUAACGCAAUCAAUGCUUUAGAAUAAUUAUAAAAUUCAAACUAAUUCUAGCUCUUGUCGAGCCUUGUUAGGGCGUUCACUGUUUUUUUUUAUGCGGUUCGUUCCCUCACGCGGACAAUCCUACUUAAUAAAGUUUCUUAAGUGACAAUCAAAUUGAGAAGACCUGAAUUGCAUAUUGAAACUUCAGUUUUUAAUACAUAAUCUAUUUUGGAUAUUCUGGUGAACGAGUGAGCUCAUAGCCAAUAGCUAUCGGAGACCAUAGACUUCUCAACGUGAACUAUUUACCAAAAACCAAGGAAGGUGGCAGUUGUAAAGCGUUACGGUCGCCUCAAUCUUCAAAUCUGAAUGUAUGCUAAGCGCGCACCAAUCUUUAUUGUAUUUCGAAAUUCAUGAACACUUGUGAUUGCAAUUUUUUUUAAAUCUACCCUCCAAACUCAAAGUUACAUCUAAAUCUAUUCGCUUGUAAAUAUGCUUCGUUUUUUAUUAACAUCUACUUAAGAAAAUAACGGAAAAUGACGGUUCGCGAAUCCAGUGAUAGUUAAGGGAAAGACGCAAAUGAAACGCGCACUAGUAUUAAGGUAUUUAAUAUUAAUUACAUUACGUUUAUCGAAGUAGGCCUGUUCAAUGUUUAUUUAUUUGAAGAGCCUCGUUCAAGUGAGCUACACUUCAUAGAUAUAAGUAGAAAUCGAUAUUUUUGUGAACAUUCAGUAUUUCAAUCGACCAUAUAAAUAUAGCUAAGGAAUUCAAUUUAAUUGUUUUGAUGUGUUGCGUUGAUGUAGCUCUAUGUAACGGUUACUACGUGCGAGACCGAUUUUAGAUUGUAGACAAACAUCCAUAUUAUUUGUGUUACCUUUGUAGACAGUCCUGCGUGUGUAGACACGACCCGCCUAGUUGUGAGUGUUUUGUGCUUGUGCGAGUUUUUUAACGUUCUCGAUAGCGUAAAAGUUAACUCAAAUUUGUAUGGAGUUGGAACGUUUGCCUACGUUUUCCGCUAGGGGCGCUAUUUCAACUUUUACGCAAUUGAGAUCGUUAAACAACUCUCACUGGACGUGAGCAAUCCCAGAGAAAUAGUCAAGCUGCAUCUUAAGUAAAUUCCAUGACUGUAUUAUACUAUAUAAUAUGUAUAUCGAGGGGUGAAAGGCGUUUUUGUUUUGAUUUAACCGACAUUAUUGCAACUUUACUAGAGAGACAUUUAAAGUUAAAAAUUUAGAAAAAUUAAUUACAAAGAUAAAUGUCGCUUAAACUAAAUUGCCUUUUACCCCGCGAUAUGAUAUCAAAGCGACACAAAGUUUUUAUCGCAGGGCCGUAUUUCAUAUUUAAAAAUCAUUUAAGUCGGACAGUAAUUUAUUUAAAGACUUAAGUAGUUAUAUAAUUUAUUUAAGUUACAUAAAAUAAGCAUAUUAACCUGUUCUUCUAAGUCAGAUAUGUAGCGUUUAAAAAAGAUUAAGCAUUUCAUGUAUUAUAUUUUUGGGUAAUGCGUAUUUUUUAAUCCACUGAAUAAUAAUAGUUUUAUAUAGGCUAUAGCUUCUUGCGACCGUAAUGAACAUUUAUCGUAAGUUUAAUUACUCACAAAUCACGUAAUGCAGAUAUAGAUAAGGAUAUUUUUUGUGCGACGGGUCACCGAUCUACUAAACUUGAAAUUACGAUAGGAAAUGUUCAUUUUGCCCUCCCAACGAAUAAUUAAAUAAUUCGAAUAUAAAUCAACCACUACUUACUAUAUGGCAACUUGAAAAUAUAUAUUUUGCGCAAUGUUUCAUUUAUUCUUACAGAUACGUUUAUGAAAAUACUCAGGUCAUAUUAAAAAAAUAAAUCCAAAUAUAUUCUGAUUUAUAUAGUCGAGAUCCAGAAUAAAGGGGUAAUUGUUAAAUCCAAUUUUCCCUUCCACUUGUACAAUAAUUAAGUAAACAGAUCUCGAAAGUUGAUCUCAACAUACUUGUCGUCUAGCUAUCUAGUAAACUAAUCUAAUUUGAGUAUUAAAUAUUUGUUUACGUUUACGAAAGCUGCACCUUAAAAUCAUUCGACUGUCUGUGAAAUUAAAAAAUAUGUAAAAUUUAUAAUAAUAAAAAAUUGUCACUUAGAUAUUUUGUUCAUUACGAUCGUUUUGUAAAUAAAUAAAAAUAAAGAAUUAUUAUAUACAGUUCAUACAUGGAAAUAUAUUAAAAUAGUUUGUUAAUAGUAAGGCUUAAGAAUAUAUUAUUAAAUAGAAUACAUAAGAAAUAUAUUUUUCUAUGAAACUGUGACAUUUCUAGAGUCCAUACAGAAUUAUUUAGUUUUUAAGUGUAAAUAUAGUAUUAAAGGAUCUAUAACAAAAUUUCUUAAUCACUUGAUGCUAUUUUUUAGUAUUAAUUUUACGAAAUGUUGAGGUAUUCUUAAAUGCAAGAAAAAAAUAGAUAUAUUUCAUAACUGUUUUACAAAUUCUCCGCUAAUAAUUAAAGUCUCGAAGAGUAACUUCUUCAAGAUCUAUUUGAAAUAGCAACAUUUAAUAAUAAAGUAUCUAUAAACAGUAGUUAAUAUUUUUGGGUUUAGUAUAACAGGAAUUCGGAGCUGUUAAACAGUUUUUUUUUAAUUCGAACGACUACGAAUUAAUUUGGCGAAUCCCAUUAAAACCAACCAUAAACUGAAUAAAAUUGAAACAACACGAAACAGUAGUUAAAAUAUUUAAUGCCCCAAGAUAAUAUUCAAUAACCAAUGUAAAGGCAGAUUUUGAUAAUGCACUGAAAGAUUCAGAAGAUUCAGUUAUUUUAUUGUUUAUUAGAAUGAUAACUUUCAUUUGAUUUUUAAAUGAUUUUUAAAAAUCAGUCCUAAGUAGUUCAUGGAUAUUACGGAAUUCUGAAGUAUAAACUAAUAAUUGAAUAUUCAGUUUUACUAUGUACUUUAAAAAGUACCUUCACGUACAAAUGACAUAAGUAUUUCAUUAAUUAUAAUGCACAGUUUUUUGCUCCCCAUAAAUUUAAAAACAUGUUUUUAAAUUAAAAUAAAUUGUAAAAUUAAUAAAAUUUAAAAAUUAAAGUCACAUUUUAAAGUAAUGAUACCAUUAAAUUAAAUUAUUAAAAAGUUAAAUGUAAAUCAUUCUUGUGUCUUCUUCAAUCUUCAAAUGUAUCUUUAUUCUUGGUGACCUAAUGUUUACAAGAGACUAAAAAACCUUAAUAGUAUACAACUCAAUUUUAAUGAGUAUCAAUCCCAAUUUUUUAUUUGCUAAAAAUUUGUAAUCAAACAUUAAAAAUAAAAAUAUGUUUUUAUAUACAUACAUUCACGAUUAGUUGUGUGCUAUUAUUCUAGAAUAAGUAUUGUAGAUUAUAGAAUUAAACAUUAAGAAAUGUAUUUGUGUAUAUUUUAACUAUACAUUAUAUUUCUAUAUUUUUUUAAAUAUUAAGCGUAUUAUUACUUUAAUAUUAAGAAUCACGACUCGUCGGGCUAUUAAAUAGAAUAAGUUUAAUAGAUUAGAAAAUUUAUAUAUAAAAAAUGUAUGUAAUUAAGCAAUAUUUUUCGACAUUUUAAUGAUUUAUAUAUAGUAUUUAAAUAUUAAUGAAAUUGGAAAAACAAAAAUAUUACAUCAAUAUCUCGCUAAGAAUGUAUUUUUCUGCAAAAUAGUUUUUAAGAAUCACGACCCUUUGGGCUAUUAAAUAGAAUAAGUACUGUAGUUGAAAAAAGAAAUUUGGAUGUUUAAUUAAGGAAUGUCUAUCUAAUAUAUAUACACUUUCAAUUUUAUGUGAAAAUAUGAAUAAUUGUACAUAAUAUUUUAAAAACGUCACUGAAACGUAUCAUUAAUAUAAGGAUUACUUAAUUUCGAUGCCUCCAAUGAACACUACGCUAACUCCAAAUUCGUAGAUUUACAGGAGCAUUUAAACGAAAAAAGUUGAUAGAAUCUCUAUUAUUGCAGAUAUAUUUAUGGUUUUUUUGUGUGAAACUAGCUGAUUUACUCUUGCUUCGAACCCCAUCAAUAAUGAUUAUAAUUGUAAUACUUUUAACAUAGUGAAGCGAUUUGCGUGAAAAACGAUAAUUUCAAAAUUUUGAGUUAGAGUAGUUAGUGUUCAUUGGAGGCAUCGAUUUAAUAAGCAGCGUUUAAUAAAAAAUAUGAUACAUGUAUUGAUAAAAUAGAUUUCAUAAGGUACAAUUUUUUUUUAAAAACUUUUCGUCUAUAAUUAUUUAUUUAUUGUUGUACGAGGGAAGUCGAGGUCGCGGCUCACCUGUAGUUUAGUGUGAUUAAAGUCGUAGACAUCGCUUUGUGAUUGUCGCCACCAAACUUCAGACACAGGUCGAAAAUUAAGUCUUAUGUAGUGCAAGUUCUACAAUUUAAAGUAAAACGCGUUGUUGCUUCCCGGAAGAAAUAGCUAGGAUGGUGGAGCGGAAAUUGGGCAGACACUACGCCCCACAAGAAUUUUCAACAACUUUUAUUUCCCAAACAUUUUCUUCAAAUCGUCGUUGUCAAACCAAAAUCUGCUUGCUAUGUGCACUUUUGAGAUUUUUACUUUUUGACCUUUUCGUAUAGUUCACAGCUCUAUCUACCGUAUAAAAAAAAAGUGUUAUGUGUCUAUGUGUAGCUUUAAUAUUUAUCUAUAGGUUUCAUUUGAUAUAAAAAUUCACAAUUUUAUACGAAAAUGUUUUUACUCGUUGAUUACAAAUAGAGUUUUUGCACAUAGCAGAUUUUGCUUUGACAGCCACGAAAUGAUAUUUGAAGACAUGAGUGGAUGAAGGGGAUAUGAUACAAUUUGUUAAUUUUGAGAAAACGGGCAAAAAAAACUCGUGUUACUUGUACUUUAUCUUCGUAUAUAACUCCUUCAUCACAUGCAAUUUUCUAAAAAUAGCCUUUAAACCUUUAGAGUUUUAAGGUCUAAUAUGGUUUAUAAGCACAUAACACCUUCAUACAAUGUGAAAUCUCAAACAAUCUUAAAAAUGGUACUUAACCCCUUCAUACACUCAUGUCUUCAUUUAUCUUCAUGCAAUAUAAUUAAAUAAAUCAGAUUUUCAAUAAGGUACCUAUUGAGUAGACCCUUUAGGUAAUUUCAAAUUUCUUUUAAGCGAAGGAUACUAAUUAAUCAAAAUAUAUUAUAAAUAAUAAUUAUUAUAAAUAUUUAAAUAAAAUAGUAUGUUUUCAAAUUAGUCAUAAGGAAUCACGACUCGUUGGACUAUUAUAUAGAAUAAGGAAACAGAUAAUAAAAUAGAAUAACACUUUGUUAUUAUUUAAGAAUAAUGAUACCUUUACGAAUAGGGCUGUUUGGAAAAAAUGUACAUAAUAUAGAAAAGAAAUCGCGAAAGCGUAAUGUUAGUUUUUAUUGUACUACAUUUAAUGGAAAUAAAAAUAAAAACUAGAUUUAUAGGCUUGGUUAGCUGACGAUAAUUCGAUUUGCCUAAACUGGGGAAUUGAUUAAGGAAAAUUUCUCGUAGGUAUCUCAAGGCGAUGAUUAAACAUAAAAAUUUCUCUACGUUAUUAAGACUAUAAUAUGAAUGUAAAGUAUAAUAGUGUAUAUAUUUUUUAAUCUUAAUAUUAAUGCGGACCCCGGGCUCAAUGAGCUUAAUCGUAGUGUUUAGAUAUUUACGGCUUGAAAACUGAUCAAUUCAGUUAUCACCGUAUGCAGUAGGUAAUAAAUAGUUAAGGCAUAAAAAUAAGUGUUUUGAAGUAAAUUUAUUCUAUGUUUUUAAAACAUUUAAUUUAAUAUCCCGAUCCUUUGAUGACAAUGCCAAUAAAACUAAAAUAGCAAAUAAUAUUGUGCCGUGACAAUUCUUAUAUUAUAGUAUUAAUAAAUAGGAGAUAUAAUAUAUUUCUUAAAAUAACAUUUUUAAUGUGGAAACUGUGUCGUAGUUUGUGAAAUAAAUAAUGUGAAAAAUAA